GUAAAUAAAAUGCUCCCAUUAAAAAAUAAGAAAAAACCAAACAAACGACCUAAAAUUACAAAGUCGUUUGAAAGUUCGUCUAGUAUUGACUCAACUCAAAUUUCACAAGAACAAAUUAUUUGUAUUUCAAAGUGUGUGGUUGAAUUUUUGAAGCCUACUAUCGAACAAAUUGUUCGAUCAAUUAUCCAAGAAAUUAUUCCAAAUUUUAAUAAUACCACAACAACUACAAACAACAGCCAACCUUGGGGAUCACACCCCUUUUCUAACAAUAAUUUCGAACCUCCACUACAACAUUUUAUUGAUAUUUCAAAUUACAACACUUCACACCAAGAAACCAUAAUUAAUAAAUCAAAAACUGCAGUGUCUGGUAGAGGAGUUGGAUGAGAAGGAAAUUCAUCG
This is a messenger RNA of Meloidogyne enterolobii, 399 nucleotides long. Lineage: Eukaryota; Metazoa; Nematoda; Chromadorea; Rhabditida; Meloidogynidae. The record is from the annotation of a GenBank genome assembly.